Vidua macroura (Pin-tailed whydah) is the source of this 1413-nucleotide messenger RNA. RefSeq names its product neuropeptides B and W receptor 2 (gene NPBWR2). Gene Ontology annotation, molecular function: neuropeptide binding; neuropeptide receptor activity. Gene Ontology annotation, biological process: neuropeptide signaling pathway. The transcript has a single exon. NCBI's taxonomy places the organism in Eukaryota, Metazoa, Chordata, Aves, Passeriformes, Viduidae. The record is from RefSeq and is a predicted model, not a curated record. Gene Ontology annotation, cellular component: neuron projection; membrane. The coding region runs from base 206 to 1204 and encodes 332 amino acids.
UCUCCCCUCAUCACUUCAAAAUCAAAGAGGUAAGUUAAGUGGUCCAUGAAGAUUCACAGCUCCCCUUUGAAAAUAAGCUGCACCUAAUGAGGUAACAGCUGCUUCUCACAGGAGGGGGAAAAAUCCCCAACCAAACAAAAAAUCUUUCACUCCUGGGCUAGAGAAGCUUUCAGUGGUAUCUGAGGGUGGUCUGUGAUCAAUAGGCAUGGGAAACAUCUCCUUUUGGGAUGAUCUGAACAGCUCCUGCAGCAAUGCAGGCAACAGCUGCUACCCGGAAAACAGCAUGAGGGUCAACUUCACCCUCCAAGAGCAGGCAGCCGAUUUCUACGUUGUCCUGCCUGUGAUCUACUCUGUGAUCUGUGCUGUGGGACUCACAGGCAACACUGCUGUCAUCUAUGUGAUCCUCAAGGCCCCCAAGAUGAAGACUGUGACCAACAUGUUCAUCCUGAACCUCGCUAUCGCUGAUGACUUGUUCACCCUCGUCUUGCCCAUCAAUAUUGCAGAGCAUCUCCUCCGCUACUGGCCCUUCGGAGAAAUCCUCUGCAAGGUCAUCUUGUCCAUAGACCACUACAAUAUCUUCUCCAGCAUUUAUUUCCUGACAGUGAUGAGCAUAGACAGGUACCUGGUGGUACUGGCUACAGUCAGGUCCAAGAGGAUGCCCCACCGCACGUACCGAGCGGCCAGGAUUGUCAGCCUGUGCAUCUGGAUCCUGGUCACCAUCAUAGUCCUCCCUUUCAUCAUCUUUGCCAAUGUCUACACCGACGACCUGGAGAUCAAGAGUUGUGGUCUCAAUUUCCCCAAGCCUGAGAGGUUUUGGUUCAAAGCCAGCAGGAUCUACACCCUCAUCCUUGGCUUUGCCAUUCCAGUAUCCACCAUCUGCAUCCUCUACACCAUGAUGCUCUACAAGCUGAGGAACAUGCACUUGAACUCCAAUGCCAGAGCCCUGGACAAAGCCAAGAGGAAAGUCACCAUUAUGGUCUUCAUAGUCCUGGCUGUGUUCCUCUUCUGUUGGACCCCCUUCCACCUGGCCACCAUCGUGGCUUUGACCACUGACUUACCCCAAACCUCCAUGGUCAUUGGGAUAUCCUACUUCAUCACCAGCCUAAGCUAUGCCAAUUCAUGCUUGAAUCCUUUCUUGUAUGCUUUCCUGGAUGACAGUUUUCGGAAAAGUUUCCGGAAGUUGCUGGAAUGCAGAACUUCUUGAACAGGGGGCUGGGGCUGGCAGGUCUCUGCCCUUCUGGGGCUUUUCAGGGGCAGCUUUGCAGACUGGAGGAGAGGCCAGUGAAUGCACAAUGUCCUUUCUUUCGUUUACAUGUAAUGUGUCGUCUGUUUGUAAGCCUCAGCAGCAGCAGGGUUUGUCCUGCCCACUUGCAACUCUUGUAUUUCCUCUCUUUUCUCCUACCAACUUCUCAG